Messenger RNA from Erythranthe guttata (spotted monkey flower), 1635 nucleotides. RefSeq lists its product as uncharacterized. Lineage: Eukaryota; Viridiplantae; Streptophyta; Magnoliopsida; Lamiales; Phrymaceae. The record is from RefSeq and is a predicted model, not a curated record. Gene Ontology annotation, molecular function: DNA-binding transcription factor activity; DNA binding.
AGAGAGAGAGAGAGAGAGAGAGAGAGAGAGAGACUUUCACAUAUUCGUCUCAUAUUUUAGGGUUUUAUUCUUCAUUUCUUGAUGUAGAAUUGCAGAUUAUCAGUCUCAAGGAUGCAUAGUUUAAUGAAGUUCUCAUGCUUCGUUAACAAGGAUCGGAUUCGCUAAUUAUGUGCGAGACUCCAUAUAUAUACAUAUAUAUAGUAUAGUAUAGUAUAGACGAAGAGGUAGAGUAGCUAGAUAUCCGUUCGUCGAUUGAUCGAUCUCGAUCUAGCUUCUUACAAGAAAACCCUAGCUAGUUUGAUCUCAAAGUAGUAUUGUAGAGCUGAUCUGUAUAUAAGUGUGCAUCCCACUUUUGUUUAUUUACUUUGUCAUCCGUAUAAUGGGAGGACGGAAUAUUGGCGAAAAGGAGGAGUGUUUUAAGACAAGCCCUUUUGAGGUAAUAAACGACGACGACGAUGAUGACGACGAUGAGGUCAGUGAUGAAGAAGAAGGAAGCUGCACGGUGAAAUUAGAUAAUGGAGGAAGCUCAAGCAAUAGUACGGUCGAAGAGAGCGAGAAGAAUAAGCCGUCUGUUAGGCCUUAUGUUCGAUCCAAGAUGCCUAGGCUUAGGUGGACCCCCGAUCUUCAUCUCCGUUUUAUGCACGCUGUCGAAAGACUCGGUGGACAAGAGAGAGCAACACCAAAAUUAGUGCUUCAAUUUAUGGGGAUCAAAGGACUAAAUAUUUCUCAUGUCAAGAGCCAUUUGCAGAUGUACAGGAGCAAGAGGAUUGAUGAAUCCAAUCAAGGAAUGAAAGAUCAAAGGUUUUUCAUGGAAGGUGUAGAUCGAAACAUAUACAAUCUAAGCCAGCUCCCUCUUCUCCCAACCUUUAAUCAAAGGCCGCAAAACUCUAAUAUCAGUUUCCCGAGGAACGGAGAUGCAGCUACUUGGGAUGGCCAUGGAAAAUGGAUGCAGAAUUCAUCUAUUGCUCAGAACAUAAACAACAAGACAAUAAAACCAGGGUUUUAUGGUACUAUUAAUAAUAAUUUGGACAGCCACUACUAUAAGUAUAACAGGUCGUCAGCGAAUAAUAUUAAUCUCGAUCUUUUCUCGAAAACAUCCCCAUUCUUCGAAAGAUCCACCUGGCGAACCAACAACGAAGGAGUUCCGAAACAAGACGAAUACCGAUCACUAUACAAGCAAGAACCCUUGUUAGGUCAAUCUACACAAAACCCUAGUGUGAAUAUCAAUCCCCCGAUUAUCGUUAGCCAAAUUAUGAGAGAGACUGGAUUGAAACGAAAAGCCUCCGAUUUCGAAGUGGAUUUGAAUCUAUCUCUUGCGGUGGAAUCAAGAAACGACGAAGAUGGAUAUGAAGAAUUAGGGUUGUCGCUUUACACGAGUGCGUCGUCGAAGAAGAUUUAUAACAAGAAGGUGAAAGAAGAUGUUGUUAGUGUUGUCGUUGGUAACGAAAAUGCGAGAGGGGCGAGUACUCUUGAUCUGACUCUAUGAAUUAUUUAAUUCUGAGUGAGAGCUUGAUGAGGUACUUGUUUCUGUUACAUGCAUUAUUGUUUCUGAUUUUUAAUUUUCUUGUAGCAUGAAGAAGAUUAUAUUGUUAUGGUAAUAAACGAAACGUCGUCGUUGUUUUUAAUCUCUUCUCU